This is a messenger RNA of Theobroma umbraticum, 1465 nucleotides long. RefSeq lists its product as uncharacterized. The record is from RefSeq and is a predicted model, not a curated record. NCBI's taxonomy places the organism in Eukaryota, Viridiplantae, Streptophyta, Magnoliopsida, Malvales, Malvaceae.
AGCUUGUCUUCAACAUUCUCUACUCCUCUCUCUUCCGUUUCCUUCUCUCUCCUUCUCGUGUUGUUGGGUCCCUCUCUCUUCAGAGCCCAAACUUGGCCUCAUUAUUAAAUCUUCUCUGCCAAGCAAGCUCUCCCUCGCUUCUCUUCAUUAGCACCCCCUUCCCUGUUUUCCUCGGUUUUCCCCUGCUUUCCUCUGUUGCGGGUGUUUCCUUUUCUUGGGGGGCUAUAUUUUUUUCAUGGCUGAACAGCUAGACGACGCCGAGUUUUGGCUUCCAGCCAAGUUUUUAACGGAUGAUGAUAUCGUUAUCGAGAAAGAGAACCUUAAGAACAAAAACGGUGGCAACAACACGGAGUUGUUGAUACCGAGUCAUGGUUUCCCGAUGGAGUCCUAUGAGUUCGACUCCUUUGAUUCCUCGUCUGCUCUCAGCUCUCCUGUCGAAUCCGUUGUUGGCUACGAGACUGAGAGCAGUGACGAGGAUGAGUUCCUUGCUGGGUUGACUCGCCGACUUGCUCACUCAACGAGUCAGAAACUCACUGUUCCUAUCCUUUCCCUGGACAAAAACGAGAAAAGUGGAGUCUUAGCGAGUUCACCGCAGUCGACUCUGAGUGGACUUGGAAGCUGGUCAACUUCAAGCAAUGGCAGCCCGAAUGGCCCUUCUCAAGUUCCUUCCCCUCCAACAACUCCUUUUGGUGCUCAAAAUGACACUUGGGAUCUCAUAUAUGCCGCAGCUGGCCAAGUUGCAAGGCUGAAAAUGAGCAAUGAAGCACCUAAAUACACCUGCUUCAACUAUGGAAGAGGCCUCCCCAAGGCCCAAAGUCAUGCCGUCAUGAGGAACUCAAGCUCUGGGCUGUACUCAAGUCAGGGUCUUUCUUAUAAUCUUGCUCAAACAAAUCAGUAUCAUGGAAGGCAGGAACAAGUGUUAAAACCUCAGUGCGGUGCUGUUAUGGCAAGGCAAAUGAAGGCAAGCAACUGGCAAGCGCAGCUUCAACAACAGCAGCAACAGCAGCAGAUCCAGAGUAGAGCAAGGAAUAAUAAUGUUGUUGGGGUUAGACCCUUGGGGUUGCCUCAGUCUUCAUGGCCUCCUCUUCAAGUUCAAUCUCAGCAGCAGCAGCAACCUCAACACAACUCUGGUUCUGGCAUGAGAGCUAUGUUUCUCGGUGGAUCUGGUAGCGUUAAAAGAGAGUGUGCUGGAACUGGUGUUUUCUUGCCUCGUAGAUACGGCAACCCUCCCGAACCUCGCAAGAAAUCAGGUUGCUCAACAGUUCUACUUCCAGCAAAGGUUGUUCAGGCUCUGAAUCUGAACUUUGAUGAUACUAAUGGUCAUGUUCAAUAUGGGAUGUUCGGUAUCACAAUCUCAACUACUCAAAUCCUUGAUGGUGAAAGCUCACAUCAGAUUGAUGUAGGCUUUGAUACUAUUUGUAACGACCCAAGUCCAACCAUUGGCCCAGCAACUCUUUGGGCCUAA